GGUGAGUGUAGACUGAAGCUCUACUUUAAGAGGGCUGAGAAGAAUCUUCCAACUACACUGGAGAUUAACCUGCACAGCAGUGAGGUGAAAUGGCUCAAUAAUUUUUCAUUUUGACGCAAACUAUUCCUUUAACAGGCUCAUCUGAGCAGUGUGUGCAGACUCCAGAGGUGGGAGUUGGAGGUGUGUGUGUGUCGGGGCGGAGGGUCAGUGAAUGAAGGGAUAAACGGAGUUUGUUUUGGAUGGGGGACAGCCGGGGGAAGAGCAGCAGAGGGAGCAGAGACCGUGAGAGUCAGCGGCCAGUAAGCGACCAGACAGAACCACGACGAAUCCAAGAUGUACUCCCAGCUCUGUCCUGACACCCUGCUGCUCAGCCUACUGCUCCUCUGCAUCCCUGCCACAUACACAGCAAAAUGUCCACCGCAGUGCAUCUGUGACCAGAUCCAGCUCACUGUGACCUGCGUCAACAAGAACCUGACCCAAAUUCCUCCCACUGUUGACGAGAUCACUGUGAAAUUAGAUGUUCGAGGUAACGACAUUCAAGAACUUCCCACCGGGGCUUUCAAACACACUCCCUACCUGACUCACCUGUCGCUGCAGCGCUGCAACAUCCACAGGGUGAAAGAAGGGGCUUUCCGCGGCCUUGGUCGCCUGGUCUUCCUCAACCUGGCCAGCAACAACAUUGACAUUCUCUACCAGGAGUCAUUCGACGGCCUGUCCUCGCUGAAGCAGCUUAUGAUUGACCGUAACCGCGUGGAAGAGAUCCAGCCCGGGGCUUUCUCUCAGCUUGGCUUCCUCAACCUGCUCUCCCUCACACACAACCAGCUGAUCUACAUUCCUAACAUGGCCUUCCAGGGCUUGCAGAACAUCAAAUGGCUUCGUCUUAGUCACAACUCACUGAACUACCUGGAUACUGAGGCCUUCGCUGGUCUGUUCACGCUCACCCGUCUCAGUCUGGACCAUAACGAGCUGCAGUUCUUCCCCAGUGAGACCAUGACCAGACUGCCAGAGGUGACCCGUCUUGAUUUGAGCCACAACCCGAUGACCUACCUUGGAGAGGAGGUGGUGUCCAUGGCCAAACUGACCCACCUCUUCCUGGACCACAUGUCCCUGCAGGACCUGGCCAACUCAGCUGUAUCGAAAUCCCCCAACCUCAUCCACUUGGACAUCAGCUACAACCAGCUGCGUGUCAUCCAGCCCUUCUCUGAAGGUUCACCCAAGCUGGCACGCCUCAACCUUGCUGGAAACCCCAUCUACUGCAACUGCUACCUACGUCCACUCAGGGAGUGGGCAAUCCGUAGCAAGGUGAAGCUGAUUGGGACAUGUGGAGGACCGGCCCAUCUGUCAGGAGAAAGCCUGGAUGCCGUUCAUCCUCCUGAGCUGCGUUGUCAGAGCCAGGAGGCCAUGCUGAAGGCAGAGUUCGAGGAAGCAACCAGGAUCGUGCCACCACCCACUGUAGAGCCAGAGAACAAGGUCAAGUGUCCUGCCAACUGUGCCUGCGAGGCUGAGACGCACCACUCAUCGUGUGAGAACCGUGGCCAUACCAAAGUUCCACGGGGUUUCUCUCCCAACACGCGUCUCCUCGACUUGCGUGGCAACAACUUCCACUACAUCCCAUCCAAUAGCUUCCCCGGUGUUACCCAAGUCGUGUCCCUACAUCUGCAGCGCUGCAAGAUCGUGGAGGUGGAGGGUGGGGCUUUCAGUGGAAUGAAGGGACUGAUCUACCUGUACCUGUCGGAGAAUGACCUCUCUUCUCUCAGCCCUGAUGCUUUUAAAGGCCUCCCACAGCUGACUUAUCUCCACCUGGAGAAGAACCGCUUCACCACUUUUCCCAAAGGAGCCUUCAAACUGGUGCCUAGUCUGCUGGCACUUCACCUGGAGAAUAACGCCAUCACCAAGAUGGAACCAGACAUGUUGACCGGAGCUGAGGGCCUCAGAGCCCUCUACCUCACCGGGAACACCAUUGAUCAUGUGUCACCCAGGGGUCUGGACCAGGCCAAUGACCUCGAUACGCUUCACCUGGGAGGAAACAAGCUGAAGGAGGUGCCCACUGAAGCGCUGAGCAAAGUGCGAAACCUCAGAGACCUGCGGCUGUCGGGGAAUUCAAUUCGCUGGGUGGGGCCAAAUGCUUUUAGACCACUGGGGAGGUCACUGAAGGAGCUGUAUCUGGACAACAUGGGACUGGAGAAGAUGUCACAGAACUCCCUGGCAGGUCUGGGUCCAGGGUUGAGGAGUCUCUUCCUGGAAGGCAACCAGCUAGAGGAGGUACCUAACCUCCACCCUUUCACUUCUCUGGAGGUCAUCAACCUGGCCGACAACCCUCUGAUGUGUGACUGCCCUCUGCUGCCACUACGCAUGUGGAUUGAGAAAGUCAACCUGAAGGUACGAGCCACAUGUGCCAAUCCCCCUGAGCUGAAGGGCCGCAGGGUCAAGGACGUCCACAUCUUCAAAGCCUGUCCUGGGGGCGAGAGCCUCCCCUCCGGCCCUACUGUCACCCCAAAGCCCGCCAAGGCACCCAAGGCAACUAAACCCAAACCAAUGCACCUCAACAGCCUUCGGCAGGUCAAAAUGGUCAAAGCUAAAUCCAAACUUCGCCAAAGUCCCAACACAAAACCAGCAGCAGCCAAGAAAACCUCAAAGGGACGCAGCUUGGCCUGAUAUUGCAGCCUUUUGUACUAAUGUUGAGACCACAACUUCAAGUAAACUGGCAACUGAUUUUGAGGUUAAACCCUGGAUUCAACUCUCUAAAACUGUAACCUCUGCCGACUUUAAAAGCUUUAGCUGCUGAGGCUGUUUCACGUCUCCUCCCAGUCAGUUUUCAAUUAGUCAAUCUUGUGCAGUAUUUCCUCUUUGCAGUCGAAUCAAUGUGUUGAAAAAGGUCAAUAUUUUUUUUUUUUUU
Molecule: messenger RNA, 2896 nt
Organism: Micropterus salmoides (largemouth bass)
Lineage: Eukaryota; Metazoa; Chordata; Actinopteri; Centrarchiformes; Centrarchidae
Gene: chadlb
Product: chondroadherin-like b
Exons: 11
Coding region: 334-2655 (773 amino acids)
Cellular component (GO): extracellular matrix
Molecular function (GO): protein binding
Source: RefSeq, a predicted model, not a curated record